Molecule: messenger RNA, 3159 nt
Organism: Histoplasma mississippiense
Lineage: Eukaryota; Fungi; Ascomycota; Eurotiomycetes; Onygenales; Ajellomycetaceae
Exons: 2
Coding region: 1-3159 (1052 amino acids)
Biological process (GO): DNA integration
Molecular function (GO): nucleic acid binding
Source: RefSeq, a predicted model, not a curated record
AUGAAGAUUAUCGAUGAUGAACAUGUCCUUCGGGAAGGAUUCCACCAUUUCGAAGAAGCCGACAUCAGCGGAUACGAUGUAAUUCUGGGUAUGCCAUGGUUGCAAGCUGCGAACCCCGACAUUGACUGGGUGCGAAGAUGCUGGACCUAUAGGAAAGCGUCAAAUAUUAGCCAUGUGCACCUAGAUACCGCUAAGGAAUUUGCAACUUUAAUGGACGACAGCAACAUUAUAUUUGCCGCCUUUCCAUUGCGAGCUGCGCACGCAGCGACUGAGCCAAAUAUCCCGGAUGAUUAUAAGGAUUAUCUUGAUGUAUUCCGAGAAGAUAUACCUGACGCGGAACACGCACCCCACGAUCAUGCCAUAGAUCUCAAACCUGGCAAGGAACCACCGUACCGACCGAUAUAUAACCUGUCACCUCAAGAACUCUCCGUCCUCCGAGAAUAUAUCGAAAAGGCAUUAGAGAAGAAUUGGAUACGCCCGUCCAAGAGCCCAGCCGGUGCCCCAGUAUUAUUCGCACCGAAGAAAGACGGAACCCUGCGUCUUUGCGUAGAUUAUCGAGGGUUGAACGAAAUAACAGUCAAGAAUCGGUAUCCGCUGCCCCUGAUAAGUGAAAUACUCGAUAGAUUAGCAGGUGCCAAAAUAUACACACAAUUGGAUCUUAGGGACGCGUAUCAUAGAAUCCGCAUACGAGCGGGGGAUGAAUGGAAAACGGCAUUUCGAACACGAUACGGACACUUUGAGUAUCUGGUUUUACCCUUUGGGCUAACUAACGCCCCUGCGACCUUCCAAUCUUAUAUCAACAAAGCCCUCAGUGAUAUUUUGGACGUAUAUUGCGUGGCUUAUCUUGACGAUAUCGUAAUCUAUUCGAAUACGCUUGACGAACACGUCGCCCAUGUUAAGAAUGUGCUGGAACGUUUAAGGCGAUGGAGACUAUAUGUGAAACUUAGUAAGUGUACGUUCCAUGCAACAGAAAUUGGAUUUCUGGGUUUUGUGAUUACCACGCAGGGCAUCACUGUCGAAAAACGCCGCGUCGAUACGAUCCUAGAUUGGCCUGAACCGCGAACAAUAAACGAGCUGCAAACAUUCCUAGGAUUCGCCAACUUCUACCGACGAUUCAUAUACAAGUUCUCGAUAAUAACGGCACCCCUGACUGAGUUGCUAAAAGGAUACGAAACAAAAAAGGGGAAGAACAACGCACCUGUCCAACUGAACGAGAACUGCAAGCACGCAAUACUGCAGUUAAAAGAAUGCUUUACAAAAGCACCGUUGUUAGUUCAUUUUGAUCCGCAGCGAAAACUCCGUAUAGAAACGGACGGAUCUGGCGUUGCAAUCGCCGCAGUAAUAUCGCAAUUAAUGGAUGAUGGUCACUGGCACCCGAUCGCGUUUUGGUCCAGAAAACUCACAGAAGCAGAAAGACGUUAUCAAACAUAUGAUUUAGAAAUGUUGCCGAUUGUAGAAGCUUUCAGGCAAUGGCGCCACUACCUACAUGGUAGCAGGCACCCAAUAGUUGUUUUAUCUGACCAUGCCAACCUCCGGCGCUUCAUGACGACGAAGCAGCUAAAUGGGCGUCAGAUUCGUUGGAUGCAAAUGCUCUCAGCGUUCGAUUUUGAAAUUGAGCACCAUCCUGGGAAAAAUAAUCCCGCAGAUGCACCAAGUCGUCGCCCAGAUUAUAUAAAACACGCAGCUCCCUUGACGGGGCUCCCUACCCUGCAAGAGAAGCUGCGUAAGGGGAUCUUUAAGUCACUAAAGACAAAAGAAAACACAAAGUUAGACCAAUGUGUCAAGAUGGUGCGAAAAAAUCUGCAAGUUAAAGAAAAUUGUUGGGCGAAGGGGCCCGUAGUCAUCGAUGACAACAAACCCUGCAGGAUAAAGAACGCACCUGCAGAUGAGAACGAAGUCGCCGGCGUUACGGGGUUAGACCUAGGGACCCUGGUGCCACGGAUUCUAGCCGUUAAGGUAUUUGAGUCCGAGACAGCCUAUCGCGAAGAGGUAGCUGAAUCUAUUGUCGAACUCUUGCUGCAGGUUCAGAAUAGGGACGCUGGCACGUCUGAACUUCGCAGAAGACUAGAGGUGGGUGACGCUAGCGUAGGUGAUCGUUCGACCUGGGCAGUAGACAAAGAUGGCCUGCUCAGGAAAGAUGGUAAAGUCUACGUACCGCAAGACAAGGCCGUAAGGCAUGAAAUAAUGAAAAUGAACCACGAUGAUCCCCAAGGUGGCCAUUUUGGACGUGACAAAACCAUCGAAGCGAUCAAACGCAAGUACUCGUGGCAUGGUAUGAGCGAUGAGAUUGCAGAAUAUGUGAGGACCUGCGAUGUUUGCCGACGCGUCAAGAUACCGCGGCAUAAGCCGUACGGGUUGCUACAACCACAUCCAGUGCCAGAUAAGAAAUGGCAUACAAUCAGUAUGGACUUUAUUGAAGGCCUACCAGAUAAUAAGAAGGGAAGUCAAACUUACAAUGCUAUUGUCAUAUUUGUUGAUUUGUUCACUAAAUGGGCCAUAAUUGUACCCACAUCUUCAAAGCUAGAUGCGGAAGGACUCGCGGACAUUAUUGUAUGGAAGCUUGCGAAGAACUUUGGCCUACCUGCGAACAUUAUUAGCGACCGAGAUUCAUUAAUAAACAGCAAGUUCUGGUCAACAUUAUGUUACUUACUCCAUGUCCGACGAAAAUUAUCAACAGCCUUCCAUCCGCAAACCGACGGCCAAACGGAACGAUUGAACCAGGUGAUUGAACAUUAUCUUCGCACAUAUUGCAGCUACCAGCAGGAUAACUGGAUAGAGUGGAUUCCCCUGGCGCAAUGGGCAUAUAAUAACGCCUUCCACGCAUCGAUAAAAAUGACACCAUCUGAAGCGAUGAUCGGCCGACCAACUGAACUUCGUAUAGACGUGGAACCCCCAAGCACGGGCGCGUCAAAGUCGGCGAUAGAACAAGUGGAACGGAUGAAGCAAGCAGAAAACAGGAUCCGAGAAUGCCUAGAAGCUGCCAAAGCAGCUGAGAAAAAGUAUUAUGAUCAGCGCCACAUACCAAAAAGCUUUAAGAUAGGGGACUGGGUAAUGCUGCGUGCAAAAAAUAUAUCCACCUUGCGACCUUCACCCAAACUAGAUCAUCGAUUUUUGGGUCCCUUCCAAAUAAUUGAUAUACGCGGAGGAAUGGGAAGUUGA